CCCACUCCACUCUAGAACCACCACUCCCACCUCAACUUGCUCACACAAUGUUUUGCUAAUUACAUAAACAUAGUCUCGAGAUAAUGUUUUUUUCUUACUCUCCAUUCGCCAAAAAUUUUUAAAAAAUUAAGUAAAACCCCAAUAAUUUCCCAACAAAAUAUUUUCUAUCCCACCAAACACACCCAUAGAAUGAGACCCCCAUUUAAAAGUCAGGUGGUCAACAACAACAUUUCAAAAACUAGGAAAAAUUUUGCUAGCAAAUUAGGCGGGAAAAUUUUCAAAUUUUUUCUGAACACUCCGAUAAUACUGAAUUUGGAGAAUUUCCCAUUUUUAGUUAGGGUUAACAGUUGACACUGAAUUUGGAGAAUUCCGUAACAAUGAAUAAUACUGUUUCAUUGAAUUUGGAUAACCCAAUUCGGGAUGCAAUUUCAAGAAUUCGAUUCGCACCACAUUCGAAUAAUCUGCUUAUUUCUUCUUGGGAUUCUAGUCUUCGAUUGUACGAUGUUGAUAGCUCUAAGCUCCGAAUGGAAGCUCCCGGUGAAGCUGCACUUCUUGAUUGCUGUUUUGAGAGCGAAAGGGUGUGCUUUAGUGCUGCUUCUGAUGGUUCAGUUAACAGGUUUCUGGUCCUGGUUUCUACUUGGGUAUGAUUUGGGUUCAGGCAUUAAAGCCUCUGUGGGAAAUCAUGGUGAUUUAGCAACCUGUGUUGAAUAUUCUGCCGAAACAUGUCAAAUAGUUACUGCUGGUUGGGAUAGAAAGAUAAAUUUUUGGGAUGCUCGUUCAACACAAUCUCAUGGAUUCUUGAACAGCUUAGUUUCAGAUGUGGAGUCAAUGUCACUAUGUGGAUUAAAUUUGAUGUUUUCUGCUGGCUCCUCAGUUAAUAUAUAUGACAUACGAAGUUAUAAGACAUCAGUUCACACGAAAGGCAUCAAAGUAAAAUGUAUACGGCCAAUUUUUAAUCCUAAAGGAUUUGUUGUUGGAUCAAUUGAUGGGCGAGUUCUUCUGGAGUACAUCUGCAAAUCCAGCUUAAAUGAGGGGUAUGCAUUUAGAUGUCAUCCAAAGGUUAAAGAUGGGAGGCGUCAUCUUGUAACAAUUAACGACAUUGCAUUUAACCCAUCCAUUAUCGGUUCAUUUGUUACUGGUGACAAUGAUGGAUAUGCCACCUUGUGGGAUGCUCGAGGAAGGAAACGAAUAUUUGAGAUGUCAAGAUAUCCCAACAGUGUCGUCUCUCUAUCAUAUAGUCAUGAUGGAUUACUUUUAGCAGUCGCAUCUAGUUAUUCAUACCAAGAAGCUAAUGAAAUAGAAGAGCCCCCUCAGAUAUUUGUACAUGAAAUGGGGAACUGUGAUCUCAUGUCGCCUUCUUCUGGAGCUUCAAACAAAAAAUGACUGCUAAUACACAACUCAGAUUAUGGUUGUUGCUUGUCUUUCGUUAUUUCAAGCUAACUGUUAAUCAGCCAAUUUACCUGUGCACAAGUUGGCUUUUCCCGGCUCACCUUCUCUGAUGGCUAUUUGAAUCUUACUGAGAUAACAAGGGAAGGACUCAAACAGAAAAUUGGAUGCCGUAAUGUAGGAUUUUCACACUGAUGUAACGUCAUGUCAAGUUUGCUUAGUGGAAUGUAUUUCGAAUUUAAUUUAUCAUCUACCACAAAACGAAGUGCUCAUGCCAAAAAUAUGUUGUCAAAUUGAUUGAUUUGAGCCUAGAUUUUGUCAAAUUGAUUGAUGUUGGAUGGAUCUUUAUAAGUUUUAGUUCAUACCAUUUAUGAUCUUAUAUAUUAGCCCUUCACAUGUCUAA
This is a messenger RNA of Capsicum annuum, 1789 nucleotides long. RefSeq names its product mitotic checkpoint protein BUB3.3. Gene Ontology annotation, cellular component: mitotic checkpoint complex; kinetochore; bub1-bub3 complex. The transcript is spliced from 10 exons. The record is from RefSeq and is a predicted model, not a curated record. NCBI's taxonomy places the organism in Eukaryota, Viridiplantae, Streptophyta, Magnoliopsida, Solanales, Solanaceae. Gene Ontology annotation, biological process: mitotic spindle assembly checkpoint signaling. Gene Ontology annotation, molecular function: ubiquitin binding. Bases 421 to 1383 code for a protein of 320 amino acids.